Messenger RNA from Penaeus vannamei (Pacific white shrimp), 1235 nucleotides. Lineage: Eukaryota; Metazoa; Arthropoda; Malacostraca; Decapoda; Penaeidae. The record is from RefSeq and is a predicted model, not a curated record.
GGAGCCGAGUUAGUCGGUACUAAGGCAGCUCAGAGUGAUAACACACACACACACACUCCGCGAGUAGGCCACGUGAAGAAGGUCAACGAACAGACAUACAAAUCUCCAUCGCUUUACAGAGCUGGGAAGAUAUUCGGAGACUCAUCACACAGUGCCUUAGAGACAGAACGAAUGAAACCAGGAUUGGAGCGCGGGUUUCCUGAAAGCAGAGGCUCAUUUCACUGAACUCGCGCCAAAAGUUUUUGGAGGGAAACGGCGUGAGGGUCGAGCGUCAAGAUGGUGAAGUUCGAGGGUACUUACAAACACGACAAGGAUGACAAUUUAGAAGCCGUUUUCGCCAAGAUGGGCAUGAACUUCUUCAUCCGAAAACUGGCGUCGAGGAGCAAGCCGACGGUAGACAUUAACGUGAACGACGACAGCUGGACCAUCACCACCACGCUGCCCAUCAAGACCCUCACGUGGAAUUUCAAGAUGGGGCAGAGCGUGCCUGUGGACGGGCCGGAAGGGUUGAUUGAGUCUGUGUUCACCCUAGACGGCGAUAAGAUGUUGCAAACGCCCGUGGACUUGGCGAAUGACAAGGCUAUACUAAUCGAGAGGCUUUUCACUGACGAAGGGAUGGUGCAGACGAUGACCCACAAACCAUCGGGAACAGUGGCCAAAAGGUGGUUUGUGCGAGCAUAAACAACUCCAAAAUAAAAAGGAUGACAACUUUACUGACAUUAUUAGAAAUUAAGUGAGCUGGGGUGUAGGUUAGUAGGUAAAGUGGGUACGUUUUAGUGGCAUUAGUGGGUAAGCCUAGUGGUAAAUAGAUUAGCGGUGUAAAAGCUCAGUGGCGUGAAGAGAGAGAGAGAGAGAGAGAGAGAGAGAGAGAGAGAGAGAGAGAGAAGAGAGAGAGAGAGAGAGAGAGAGAGAGAGAGAGAGAGAGAGAGAGAGAGAGAGAGAGAGAAAACGGGAAAAGAGAGUUGGGCGCACGUGUUCACAGUAAAUCAAUUUAUUUGGGAAAAGAUUGGUAGUAGACAGCUACAAAUAAUGUUAAUGGACAAAGGCAAAUCAAACUGCGAGUGAUUGGAUAUCUCAAGGUGUUAUUUUUUAUAUGUACAAACAAAAUGCUCUUUUCGGCUAGGUAGAGAGAAUUAUUUUAAGUCCAAAACAUGAUUAAAAUGUAGUGGCUGGCUGUAGGAGUGAGAACAGCCUCAGCAAAGGAGCGCUUAGAUAUAAAGAUGCAGAGAAAUUUG